AGGCUCGCGAGGAGCCUUGCUUCCAGGCGCUAUCCAAUAUUGUUUACUUCUUGUGCACACAAGAUUGCUUACGACUUCUUGGGUCGAUAAGAUUGCUUACGACUUCUUGGUAUCCAGAAGAAAAGAUUGCUUAUUUCUUGUAUCGACAAGAUUGCUUGCGACUUCUACUUCCGAAAAGGUUGCUGACGGCUUCGACUUCUUGUGUCGACAGUAUUGCAAGGGGGCAUUGCCACGACCCAGUAUCGGAAUAGCCUUCGCCCCCGACCACGGCUUCCUGCUCGAGACGGCAGGACAUGACCACUCGAGCACGGGGCAGUUACCAGCAUCUCCUGCUGGCCGUUGGCGGCAUCUGCGUGUACUGCCUUGGCGUUUUCCAUGGCUCUUCCAGAGGCGUGGCUUCCCUUUCUGCAGAGCAGUAUGGAGAGAUAGCCUCUCAGGCCAUGUUCCCGAUGCAAUCAUUCGUUCCCGACCCGCUGGCGUCAGGCUGCAAUUGGGACAUCGUCUACCACGUGUGGUCGAACGUUAGUGCGACUGCGGGCUCCUGUGAGGAGGCAAAUCCUUUCGUCGAUUGCUGUGGUGAUGGGCAGUGUGCAGGUUUUCUGAGACACACGAGCCACUGGGGGCAGUGCUACAAGUUUGCCGAGAUGCCUGAUCAGCUGGUGGCGCAUGAGUGGACUCCUGAACCGUUGGAGCUCUUUGAUUCCGCAGCAGUGGCAUCGCAGUGGAGCUUCUACCUGAAGCGUCCCGUCAAGGAGCCUGGCUCUGCGUCCUGGCCGUCGUCGGGAAAGCCUCCCCCCCUCCUCCGCCCCACCCCCGCACCCCCCUCGCCACCCCCCUCCGCUGAAGCUCGCCGCCCGGAGCCGCCGCUCCACACGCGGCCUCUGGAGCAGACCGGCACUGCCGAAGAGGUCCACGUCGUGUUCACCGUGGACUGCCGCCCGUUCAACCUGUGGCAGAGCGAGCUGCUGUUCUUCUCCGCCCUGUCGGCCGGGCAGCCCGGACCUCUGACCGCGAUAGUCUCCGGGUGUGACGAGUCCAUGAGGGACCACCUGCAGGAGCGCCACAGAGCCCUCGCCUGGCCCCCACGGUUCACGCAGUACUUCGUGGAGGCCUUCAAUGACGCGACGUCGAUAUGGCUGAGCAAGCCGCACGGGUUCUACCAGUGGUACAGCAAGGCAGGGCCGUCAAGGGACGUCCUGGCCCUGGUGGACCCAGAUUUUGUCUUCCUGCGCCCUCUCACCGCGAAGCUGGACACGGCCGCGGCGCCCCGCGACUGGGCGGGGCCCGUGCCGACUCGAGUGCAGAAGGGCUUUGUUGUGGGCCAGCGGUACGAAAAUUUGAGGCCACAGUUGGAUAGUACCCUGUAUCACUUUAAUUUCGAGGGGCACAAUAUGAGUGAGGACGAGUUCCUGAGUUGGGUUUGUAGCGGUGACAAGGACGGGGAGACAGGCUGCAGAGGCCUGACACUCUACGAGUUUGGCACUUUUCAUGGCUCUGGGGUGCCCUACAUAGCGCACCGGGAUGACUGGGACUGGCUUGCGCCAGAUUGGAACAGCAUCAACGCACGGUUGCACAAGUAUGCGCCCAAGGGUUAUUACAUUGAUAUGUGGAGUUGGAGUUUGGUCACUGCUCACAGAGGUCGUCGGCAGUUCAUUCAGGAAAAUCUGAUGCUAUCGUCCGCUGUGGCUUCUUUCGAAGACUGGCAGGCCGUUGAAGCCCUGCGCGUGGACGCGUGCUACACGGACGUCGAGGAGAUCCUUUCGUUCCUCAUACCAGGUCGCUCGCCGCAGCAGGCGCUACCUGGUCAUCAAGCCCCCAAUUUUCUCCACUAUUGUCUCCCCAUCUACGUGCCUUACCCGAGCUUCAAAGACCAGGACGGCGGACGUCUGUGGAGCAAGUACUGGUUCGACUGGGGCGUGGAGAGAGGCAGGCCGCAUGCGCUGGAGCGGUGCAAUGACACUGCGAACGCACCCAUGGUUGGUCCAUACCCAGCACUGAAAUGGUUCAAGACGUCACCUCCAAGGCGGGCGCAGCCAAACCAGUCGAUGCCGAUCACCGAGCUGCGGAACCGGUUCCUGGGGUGCGUUGCAAAGGGUAUAUUUAGGAAAGCGGUCCAGGCUUUGUGCCCUGGGCAACCAAUGGCUGGAGACGUCAUGGAGUCGACGGACCCCCUGGACGAGUGAGCUGCGCUUCCUCGAGGGAGGAGGGGUGGAGGAGAGGAGGAGGAGCAGAGCGGCCUUGCCUCCCGAGAGGGCGGCGGCUUCCCAGAAGGGGCCGGCCCCUCUCCACACGGAGCCCCGUGCACUAUCCAGUAGACGGGGAGCCCUCUGCUCGUUUCAUUGUUGGCCCUCUGCCGCCGCCGCCGCCGGUGAUGUAUGGACGAGACGUGGGGCGGUCUGCACCGACGAGGGAUACGGUAAACCCAUAGUUAGGAGGUAGAGGGGACCGGAAGGACCGUUUCGGCCGUUCGAAAAAGCACCUCAUCCAUGUCCUCCUCCUCCUCCUGGGGGAUAUCAGUCCCAGCUGGGGUUGAGCUGGAGGUCGACCCUCCACCGUCAGCACAACCACAGGGGCAGCAGCAUGAUCGAGUCGUCGACCCUUCGUCCGACUCGUCGUGUACCGUCGAAGCUGCUGCCCCAACAUCUCUCCCUCUUGGACCGCGCGAUGCGGAAGAGGAAGCAGCCUGUUCAUUGUUUGGCUUGCCUGGUCAGAGUCACUCCCAGCAGGCCGUGCAGCAGGUGCCUGAGCCAGCCUCGUCGGCUGGACCCUAAUUGAGCGACGUAUGUUUAAUUCGUUUGUUGUCGGGCUGCCUUUCCGAGCACGGUAGGAAGGGUUCAGGUGAGACAUCCAG
Molecule: messenger RNA, 2851 nt
Organism: Prorocentrum cordatum
Lineage: Eukaryota; Dinophyceae; Prorocentrales; Prorocentraceae
Source: the annotation of a GenBank genome assembly